AUGUCAAACAUUGCAGCGGUGGGCGCGGCAGCUGCAGCGCGAGCAGAGACGACUGUUGAGUUGGAAGAUGUUGGACCCAGCGAUACGGUCAGGCAGAUCGAGUCGCAAGUCUCCGGGCCAUCGGUUUUUGAGGCUCCCAAUGGAGGUUACGGGUGGGUGUGCGCACUGAGCGUCUUUCUCAUCAAUGCCCAUACCUGGGGAGUCAAUGCUGCCGUUAUUCUGGCCUGGUAUUCCGCCCAUGACAAGUUUCCAGGCGCAAUUCAGCUGGAGUUUUCCCUGAUUGGUGGCCUGUCCAUUUCCCAAGCACUUCUCGUAUCUCCCAUUGUAACCAAGUGCUAUCACCGCUAUGGCCUGCGGACCAAUCUCCUCAUUGGCGCAGUGCUCGAGUUCAUUGCCUUGAUUACAACCUCGUACGCCACUCAGAUCUGGCAUCUUUUUCUCAGCCAGGGUAUCUGCUUUGGGUGGGGCAUGGGAUUCCUGUAUAUAACCGCCACGUCGGCCUUGCCGCCGUGGUUUUCGACCAAACGAAGCUUGGCUGUUGGCCUGUCUACUGCCGGCGCCGGCGGAGGCGGAGUCGUGUACAGUCUGGCAACCAAUGCCGCUAUACAGAGCGUCGGGAUAGAAUGGACAUACCGCAUUCUCGGAUUAUGCACGCUUGUGGCCAACAUUGGCACGUCCUUUACAAUGAAGGAUGUCCCUCAUGGAGUGCACCACCACAGCCGACAAGGUCCCAUGUUUCGGAUUCGCGACUUCACCCGUGUCGAAGUCCUCCUCGUCGUGUUCUGGGGGCUGGUUACCGAAUUCGGCUACAUCACUUUGCUCUACUCGCUGCCCAGUUACGCAACUUCCAUUGGGCUGACAUCUACUCAAGGCUCUGUCGCCAACGCCAUGCUCAAUCUUGGACUGGCUCUCGGUAGACCAUUGAUUGGGUACUUUAGCGAUCGUCUCGGCCGUAUAAACAUGGCAAUGUACAUGACAGCCCUAUGCGGUAUUUUUUGCUUCACCUUGUGGAUUCCCGCAAAGGGAUUCGCUCUGCUGUCCAUCUUUGCGCUCCUGGCGGGAGGCAUCUGUGGCAUCUUCUGGGCAACCGUGACACCAAUCCUUGCCGAGGUCGUGGGUGUUAGCAAGCUUGCGCCCAUCUUUGCCGUGACCUGUGUCCUAAUGGUGCUCCCGACCACGUUUGCCGAAGGAGUGGCCAUGCAGAUUGUCGGCUCACAGAAGACGGCGGACAACGCAUUUCUCGCCGCGCAGAUAUUUGUUGGCUGCACCUUUAUGGCCGGCUCGCUGAGUUUGGUGUUGCUGCGAUCUUGGAAAAUUGCGGAUCUGGAGUCUGAGGCUUCGUUUGCAGCCUCGGACUUGUCGCGAAGCAUUGUUCGACUCGCGGAAUCUGGACGUCGCGCUGACCUGUCAUGGCUUAGCCCAAAAACCAUUCUCAAGCUCAAGAGGGUGUGA
Pestalotiopsis fici W106-1 is the source of this 1452-nucleotide messenger RNA. RefSeq lists its product as uncharacterized. Lineage: Eukaryota; Fungi; Ascomycota; Sordariomycetes; Amphisphaeriales; Sporocadaceae. Gene Ontology annotation, biological process: transmembrane transport. Gene Ontology annotation, molecular function: transmembrane transporter activity. The transcript has 2 exons. The coding region runs from base 1 to 1452 and encodes 483 amino acids. The record is from RefSeq and is a predicted model, not a curated record.